Molecule: messenger RNA, 390 nt
Organism: Protopolystoma xenopodis
Lineage: Eukaryota; Metazoa; Platyhelminthes; Monogenea; Polystomatidea; Polystomatidae
Source: the annotation of a GenBank genome assembly
AUGAAUAUGAGACGCCACAACAUGGCUGUACAAAUCCUGCCCUCCUGUUAUGCGCACGCAUCUGAGCCCACUUCUCGGACAGCCGACUUGGAGAAACGGGUGAUGUGUGGUGUGGUGUGGUGGGGUGGGGUGGGUGGAGGUUGUACACGCGGACACACUGACAGGGACGCACGGCGUAUGCGGCCAUAUUGCCUCGUAGAGGCUGCGGGCGAGACAGUGGCCAUGCGGUCAACCUUAUCGCAUUGGGGCGGGCCAUUCUCUUCUUCUGGCUCUGUCUGCAGCAGUGCUGAGCAGGCCCCCGUACGUGGGUCGACAAUCGAGUCUGUCGGCCCGCAGGCUGAGCUCAAGUCUCGUUCAGAUCAGCUCGUUCGACGGCUCGCCCUUUUCUAG